AUGGAGGAACUGGCGCGUGAGAGCAUCCGCAGCAUCAGCUUGCUGUACAAACCAGCGCGAGACACGGAUGCACAGCGUCUCGGUUCCUUCGGUGCGGUUUUCAUCAUGCUGAAGUCAGCACUUGGUGCCGGACUCCUCAACUUCCCCUGGGCUUUUGAGAAAGCAGGAGGUGUGAGCAGAGCCAUCAGUGUAGAAAUGGUGUCUUUGAUCUUCCUGAUCAGCGGCCUGGUCAUCCUCGGCUAUGCCUCUUCUAUCAGCCGACAGAGCACAUAUCACGACGUGGUGAAAGAAGUGUGCGGCCGCAGGAUCGGGUAUCUCUGUGAGAUAUGCUUCGUCUUUAACCUCUUCAUGAUCUCUGUGGCGUUCCUCGUGGUGGUACAGGACCAGCUGGAGAAAUUGUGUUUGUCUGUAUAUGAAAUGGUGACUGGAGCGAACAUGAUGCCCUAUCACUGGUAUACAGAUCAGAGCUUCUCGCUCUUCAUCGUGUGCCUCAUCAUCAUCCUCCCUUUGUCCAUCCCUAAAGAAAUCAGCAUCCAGAAAUACACCAGUGUAUUAGGGACUCUGGCUGCUACGUACCUCAGCGUGGCUGUAAUCGUUAAAUAUUACCUGAAAGGGGAGCACAAGGCUGAUCUCCGUCCUCAACACACAGGGUUAGACUCGUGGGCCUCCAUGUUCAGCGUCGUUCCCACCAUCUGCUUCGGCUUCCAGUGCCAUGAAGCCUGCAUUGCCAUUUAUAGCAGCAUGGAGAACAAAAAGAUCAGUCACUGGGUCUUCAUCUCUGUGACAUCCAUGACUUUCUGUCUGCUCAUCUACACUCUCACAGGAGUGUUCGGUUUCCUCACUUUCGGACGGGGCGUGGCGUCGGAUAUCCUGAUGUCGUAUCCUGGAAACGAUGUGGUGAUGAUCAUCGCCAGGCUGCUGUUUGGGAUAUCAAUUAUCACAAUCUAUCCCAUAAUACUCCUCCUGGGAAGGACCGUCAUCCUGGCGUUGGUGCUGCGUUACCAGGAGCGACGUUCCAUAGUUACGGUGGAGUUCGAGUGCCGUUGUCGGGUCCUUCUGACCGUCCUGUGGAUCGCUGUGACGCUUCUCAUCGCUGUCUAUGUUCCAGACAUGAGUGACGUCAUCAGUGUGAUCGGAGGAAUCAGUGCCUUCUUUAUCUUCAUUUUUCCUGGACUGUGCCUCAUUUUUGCCAUGCAGACAGAAACAUUAGAUCACAGAUUAAAGAUGUUCCUGACUGGAUGGGGUGUUGUCACUGUCGUUGUUGGAACCUUCAUCUUUGGCCAGAGUACCACCAUCGCUGUCAUGGAGCUCGCUCACAAGGCUUGAGCAUCAACAUCAUCAUCAUCAUCAUCAUCAUUAUUAUUAUUUUUUACACAAGAUGCUGACUCUGUGG
This is a messenger RNA of Tachysurus vachellii, 1393 nucleotides long. It is a transcript of the gene slc38a8b, whose product is annotated as solute carrier family 38 member 8b. The transcript is spliced from 10 exons. NCBI's taxonomy places the organism in Eukaryota, Metazoa, Chordata, Actinopteri, Siluriformes, Bagridae. Bases 1 to 1326 code for a protein of 441 amino acids. Gene Ontology annotation, molecular function: amino acid transmembrane transporter activity. The record is from RefSeq and is a predicted model, not a curated record. Gene Ontology annotation, biological process: amino acid transmembrane transport.